CUGGUGUUUGCGGAUGCUAUAUCCGCUCAGAAGAAUAAUCUUCCGGUGAACAAAACGCUUUUUAAAAAAUGAUCGAUGUCGAAUUUCACUCAGUAUUUUCAUUUGUCUCUUCAAUAUCCACAUUACAAAUCAGAUCGACGUUUGAUUCACUGAUGGAGAAUUGAAGCAUUUAUGAAAAAUAUUCUGAUACUAUUCGUUGCACAAUAUGGUUGUUUCAGAGUCAAAUUUAACACAAGCAGUAACUACUGUCAAUGAAUCUGAAUUAUAUCUUACGGGCGUUACAUAUUGCUUAUUGCUCAUGUCCAUUGGCAUCUGUGUGGCUCUUCAAUAUCUACUCCAGGCUACAAAGACUGAUCUACCAUCCACAAAUAAUGCCCACUUUAAAGCAUUUCAAAGAAAAUACUUCGCAGUAUACUUUCUCGCUCUCUUUGGCGAUUGGCUGCAAGGUCCAUACAUCUAUAAACUAUACAGUCAUUAUGGUUUCACCAAUUCCCAAAUAGCUGUCCUGUAUGUUGUUGGAUUUUCAGCUAGUGUGCUAUUUGGUACCGGCACUGGAGCUCUAGCUGACAAAUUUGGACGAAAAAAGAUGUGCAUGGUUUUCUGCAUCUCCUAUUCUUUAUGUUGCUUUUUGAAGAUAUUUCCCAAUUACAACAUUUUGCUUUUAGGACGUUUGCUGGGGGGAGUAUCCACUUCGUUGUUGUUUUCCGUUUUCGAAUCGUGGUACGUUUACGAACACAUGCUGACGUAUGACUUUCCCCAGGAGUGGAUUUCCAUCACAUUUGCCCAAGCCACCUUCUGGAACGGAGUGUUGGCUAUCGUAGCUGGAAUAUUGGCGAAUUUCACCUCGGAAUCCUUGAAAUUGGGACCCAUUUCGCCAUUUGUGCUUGCAAUACCUUUCUUCAUCAUCAGCUGCUUCAUCAUUUCUAAAGCGUGGAAUGAAAACUACGGUAGGAGCCAGAAGAGCUCUCGAAACCCAUGUUUCGAAGGGUUAAGUGUGAUCCUGGGCAACAGCUUGAUCUUCAUGGUUGGCAUCGUGCAAUCGUUGUUCGAAAGUGUGAUGUAUGUGUUUGUGUUCCUUUGGACUCCGAUUCUGGAUUCGCAGCACCCUCCUUUGGGGCUCGUGUUUUCGGUGUUCAUGGUCUGCAUCAUGAUAGGUUCGUCUCUUUAUCAGUUGGCCUUGUACAGAAAAUACGAACCUCAGCGGAUGUUGCUUCUGGCCAUUUUGAUCGCAACUGUUUCACAGUGUGGAAGCGCUCUGGCUACCAGUUUUCCAGAAACGAAUGUCUUCGUUGCCUAUGCCUCGUUUCUGCUGUUGGAGGUGGCUGUUGGCAUUUACUUCCCCGCAAUAGGAUACAUCAAGAGUGAAUGCAUCCCAGAGUCCCAUCGAGCCAACAUCAUGAACUGGUUUAGAGUUCCUCUGAACAUCAUCACUUGCAUAAUUCUUUUAUCCCUGCACGGAGAAGUCAAUUCCAGUGGCAAUUGUGUCAUCUUCAUUCUAUGCUCUGGCAUGAUGCUGUGCUGUAGUUUCAUCAUGCUGAAAAUUAUAAAAAUUCUGCCCUUUGUUAACAGAAUAGGUGAACAAAUUUGCUGAAGAUGCUGUAGGAUCAAAUGACAAUAAAUAUAUUUUUCCAAAAAUAUGAAUAUUGUCACUUGCACAAUUCUUUUAUCCCUGCACGGAGAAGUCAAUUUCAGUCGCAACUUUGUCAUCUUCAUUCCAUGCUCUGGCAUGGUGCUGUGCUGUAGUUUCAUCAUGCUGAAAAUUAUAAGAACUCUGCCCUUUGUUAACAGAAUAGGUGAACAAAUUUGCUGAAGAAGCUAUAAGAUCAAAUGACAAUAAAUAUAUUUUUCCAUAAAUAUGAAUACCGUCACUUGCACAAUUCUUUUAUCCCUGCACGGAUAAGUCAAUUUCAGUGGCAAUUUUGUCAUCUUCAUUCUAUGUUCUGGCAUGAUGCUGUGCUGUAGUUUCAUCAUGCUGAAAAUUAUAAAAAUUCUGCCCUUUGUUAACAGAAUAGGUGAACAAAUUUGCUGAAGAUGCUGUAGGAUCAAAUGACAAUAAAUAUAUUUUUCCAAAAAUAUGAAUACCGUCACUUGCACAAUUCUUUUAUCCCUGCACGGAUAAGUCAAUUUCAGU
Uloborus diversus is the source of this 2131-nucleotide messenger RNA. Its product is annotated as molybdate-anion transporter-like. The transcript has 3 exons. The record is from RefSeq and is a predicted model, not a curated record. Gene Ontology annotation, biological process: molybdate ion transport. NCBI's taxonomy places the organism in Eukaryota, Metazoa, Arthropoda, Arachnida, Araneae, Uloboridae. Gene Ontology annotation, cellular component: membrane. The coding region runs from base 206 to 1591 and encodes 461 amino acids. Gene Ontology annotation, molecular function: molybdate ion transmembrane transporter activity.